AUGUACCGAGCUGUUUCUAGUAUUAUUAUUAGGCGUCUACCUUUGAAGCAAAUAAAUAGCAUUCAAACAAAGUCUAAUAACAAUAUAAGAAAUCCAUCUCGAAAUCCAAAUAAAACACUAUAUUUACUUGUUAAGAAACCAAGAAAGCAUCAUAGUUGGCAGUUCCCGCAAGGAGGACAAGAUCCUGGUGAGACUGCCUUAGAAGCUGCUUUACGUGAAUUAAAAGAAGAAUGUGGGGCAAGCCUUAAAGUUCACAUCUUUGAACAUGCGCCAAUAGGGACAUAUCAAUAUGAAUUUCCUCCAACAUUCAAUCGUUGGGAUAAUGCAAUAGGUGCUAAAGUAAGACAAUAUUAA
Cokeromyces recurvatus is the source of this 354-nucleotide messenger RNA. RefSeq lists its product as uncharacterized. Gene Ontology annotation, molecular function: hydrolase activity; structural constituent of ribosome. The record is from RefSeq and is a predicted model, not a curated record. The coding region runs from base 1 to 354 and encodes 117 amino acids. Lineage: Eukaryota; Fungi; Mucoromycota; Mucoromycetes; Mucorales; Mucoraceae. Gene Ontology annotation, cellular component: mitochondrial large ribosomal subunit. The transcript has a single exon.